Messenger RNA from Lethenteron reissneri (Far Eastern brook lamprey), 3641 nucleotides. Its product is annotated as dendritic arbor reduction protein 1-like. Lineage: Eukaryota; Metazoa; Chordata; Hyperoartia; Petromyzontiformes; Petromyzontidae. The record is from RefSeq and is a predicted model, not a curated record. Gene Ontology annotation, biological process: regulation of transcription by RNA polymerase II. Gene Ontology annotation, molecular function: RNA polymerase II cis-regulatory region sequence-specific DNA binding; DNA-binding transcription factor activity, RNA polymerase II-specific; protein binding.
UCCACCCCCCUCGGCCGCACCCCCCACGGGUGCGGGUUCCCUGGGGUUUGUCGCGUUCGGCCGGUGCCGGGAUGUGGAUUGAAAACCCGGAGCACCAGGUGCGCUUCCUGGCGGAGGCAAACCGCAUGCGGCGCACGGGCGCGCUGUGCGACGUGGUGAUAGCGGUGGGCUCCCGCCGCUUCUACGCACACAAGCUCGUGCUCGCCUGCGUCAGCAAGACACUGGAGGCGCUGUUCAAGCAGCCGAGCCUGCGCUACACGCUUGACUUCCUCACCCCGCUCACCUUUGAGCAGAUCAUGGAGUACGCGUACUCGGGCUCGGUGGAGGUGCAGGCGGACCAGGUCCCGCGCCUGCUGCACGCCUCGCAGCUCCUGCAGAUCGACUGCCUGGUGGAGCUGUGCCUCGGCCUGCACCACGCCGCCGUGCAGGGCCUCUCCCCCGAGGCCCGCCUCGUCAUCGAGAGGGGCCCCUCCACGGUGGGCCCCGCCGACGAGGAGGACGAGGAGGACGACCAAGGCUGCAACAACCCCAACAACAACGGCACCACCACCAUCGUGGCCACGGCGGCGGCGUCGGCCGCGGCCAACAACGGCGGGGUGGACGUCGACAUGGAGGAGGACGACGGAAGCUCCCGGCUGCACAGCAACGACAUCGUCGCCGCCGCCGAUGACGACGAGGACGACGAGGUGGACGCGCAGCGGCGGCAGCAGCUGGUGGUGGUGGCGCACGAGGAGGAGGCGGUGACCACCACCACGACGUUACACCACCACCAGCACCACCAGCACCACCACCACCACCACCAGCAGCAGCACCACCAGCAGCUACAGCACCACCACCACCAGCACCAGCAGCAGCAGCAGUUCGUGGCCGAGUUCGACGACGAGGAGGAGGAGGACGACGUCGCCGGCGCCGCGGUCGCCGCCGGCGUGGCGGGCGCGUCGGCGGCGGCGGCCCGUCUCUGCGAGGAGGAGGAGGAGGAGGACGACGAGGAGACGGUGCGCGAGGAGGUGAUAGUCCGCUACGACGACACGCAGCGCGUCAUCCUCGCCGAGCAGUGCGUGCGCCGGCUGCUGUCGGCAACGGACGACGUCGAAGACGAGGAAGACGACGCCGCCGGUGCCGGGCGGACGGAGAGCAACGACGUCGCCGGUGACGACCGCGGCGACGUUGGCGUCGGCGUCGAUGACGACGGCGGCACCGGUGGAGGAGACGAAGACCCGUCCGCCGCGGUGGCGGUGGUCGCGGCCAGGAAGAAGUACAGCGAGUCGGAGGUGAUGCUCGCCGAGCAGUGCCUCAAGCUGCACCAGGCGGCGGCGGCGGCCGAGACGGCGCUGCUGGUGGGGGCGGGCGAGGGGGACGGGCAAGGCGCCGGCGAGCCGGAGGUGCGGGUCAUGUACAUCGGCACCGACGUCGCCGCCGCCACGAAUGCGGCGGCUGCGGCGGCGGGCACCAGCGGGUACCAGCUCGCCGGGCGCGCCUACGCCGCGACCGGCAGGAGCCCCGUGGACGAACCGGAGAAACAGCCGGUGCUGGCGGCGACGACCAGGCCGGCGCCGCCCCCUCCUCCGCCGCCGGUGCCGGCACCGCUGCCGCACCAGCAGCAGCAGCAGCUGUCUCAGCAGCAGCAGCAACAGCAGCAGCAUCAGUUGCUGCAGUACACGAUCGAGAAGGUUGUGCCGAACGGCGGCGCGAGCGUGCAGCCCGAGGCGGUGGCCGUGACGGUGCUGACGACGCACGAGCACACGCACCUCGUCGAUGCCGGCGGCGCGAAGGAGUGGCCGGAGAAGCGGCCGCGGCUGGACGAGCGCUACGCGGCGCCGUCGGGAGAGUACGACAAGAACGCCGGUUCUGCCGGCAGCGGCGGUUGGCACUUUGGAGGAGCGAAGGCCGCCGGCGCGGCCGGGGCGACCGCGACCUCCGCCGGACCUCACCUGGUGGCGCCGUCGGAGGUGAAGUUCGAGGCGGCGUGCGGGCAGUACUACCAGUCGGUGCUGGAGAAGGCCGCGAUGGUGCAGCAGCAGCAGCAGCAGCAGCAGCCGGCGCUGGGGGCGACGUACUCGGCGAGCAAGAGCAUCGGAGCGGACGGGCGCUACACGUUCAUUAACCACGGGGGCCUCCUCAAGACGGCGUCGCCCGCAGAGGCGGCUGAGCUGGAAGCGCGGGCGCUGCUAGCGGCCCGCGUGGACCCCCACCGGGACCCCCCCACGGCCCCUCCCCCUCCCCCCGGGGCUCCCAGCGCCGCCUCGGUGCUGAGCGCCACCUCAUGCUUCUCGUCGGCGUCGUCUUCGUCGUCGUCGUCGAAGCCGUCCGGGGCGCCGCCCCACGUCACCGCCUCCACCAUCAAGAGCACGGGCAGCUCAACGCCGCUGCCCGACUUCUCCACGCUGGUGUCGCGCCGCAUCGCGUCCAAGAUCGUCAGCGCCAGCACCCACCACCAGCAUCACCAGCACCAGCAGCAGCAGCAGCAACAGCAACAACAGCAGCAGCAACAUCACCAGCAUCAGCAGCACCAGCAGCAUCAGCAGCAGCUCGAGCAAGCGCAGCAGCAACAGCAGCAGCACCUCCAUCACGGUGGCGGCGCCAACCUGCUUGCGUCGAGGGCUCACGAGUACCUGCUGGUGCACACGGAGGCACAGACGCAGCAGCAGUACGGCGCCAUCAAGCAGGAGAGUAACGGCGCCAAGCCCUGCCAGAUGUUGGACUCUCGGCCGGACGUCACGCUGGUUUCGUCGGGGCAGUCGGCCGCUGCCGGCGCCGCCGCCGCCGCUGCUGCUGCCUCGGCUGCCGCUGCGGCGGCGGCGGCCGGUUCGGCCGGGGACUACUUUCCGGCAGGGCGGGACGCGGCGGUUGUGAGGGCGGCGGAGUACGGGGGGCUACUUUUGCCGAAGGUGGAGGGGUGCUCUGGUGCGACGGUGGUGGCGCCGCCGUGCUCGCAGCGGAUGAAUACGACGGAUGCAGGCCUAGACUUGGGCGUGGAGGCCUCGGAUGCGUCCCUGGACGGCGCGUCGCUGGACGUGGCCAACCACGAGACGUUCUGCGGCUCGCACGGCGGCUCCCCGGCCAGCUCGGGCGGCGGGCUUGACGGCCUGGACACCACGGGGGCGGGGGUCCCCACCGGGGGGGUCUCCUUCCGCUCCACAACCAGCCACGGCCACCACCACCGCGGCAGCGGCGGUGGUGGCGUGAGCCUGGCGUCGCUCGGCGGCGCCGUGGUGAAGCGGGAACGCACCGACGACGACGACGACGCCGCCGCGGGGGGGGCGUCCGCUCCGGCGGGGGCGGCGGCGCCGGCGGGAGGGGGAGGGGCGGCCGGAGACAACUCUGAGGAGGAGGACGACGGAGUGAACUCGAGCGACGGGUCGCGCGGCGCGGGCACCGAGUGCACGGAGAGAGCCCUCGCCGUGGUGCAGGCGGAGGCGCGCUUGGCGUGCGAGCUGUGCGGGGUGCGCUUCCGCGACGAGGCGGCGCUGCGCACGCACAGCAAGAGCCACCUGCGCGAGCGUCCGCACGCCUGCGAGGUGUGCGGCAAGACGUUCACGCUGCGGCACCAGCUCAAGACUCACCACCGCGUGCACACGGGUAACGCGCGCUCUCAGUGUGUCACUCACCGACUGCUACACUCAGUGUUUGUGUGUGUCACC